Amphimedon queenslandica is the source of this 4126-nucleotide messenger RNA. RefSeq names its product ATP-binding cassette sub-family A member 3-like. The record is from RefSeq and is a predicted model, not a curated record. The annotation marks the transcript as partial. The transcript is spliced from 27 exons. Gene Ontology annotation, cellular component: membrane; intracellular membrane-bounded organelle. Lineage: Eukaryota; Metazoa; Porifera; Demospongiae; Haplosclerida; Niphatidae. Gene Ontology annotation, biological process: transmembrane transport; lipid transport. Gene Ontology annotation, molecular function: lipid carrier activity; ATP hydrolysis activity; ABC-type transporter activity.
CAUCCUGCAAGGCUAAAAAAAUAAGCAAGUAAUAGACAUGGAAGAGGUGGCGGAAGAAUCCCCAACCGUGUCUACUGCUCCUAAGCCUAAAGGAGGAGGCAGGUUUACAAAUAAAAGGACUCUAGGAUAUACUCUUCGUCUGAUAGUGGUACAGUUUGGUUUGUUACUCUGGAAGAAUGCAUUGUUGCAGAUACGUCGCCCUCUUGGAACUUUCUUUGAGAUAAUAACUCCAUUAACUACAGUCUCAGUGCUGCUGAUACUAAGGUUUACUGUGUUUAAUUUUGAUUAUAACUGCUUUGUCACUUAUAAUUCGGAUCCACUUGUCAUUCCAAGGACUGAUUCAUAUAUUCUCUAUUAUGCACCUAACACAACUGAAGUAAAUGAUUUAGCUGCUAACUACAUUGCUCCAUUGCUGUUGACCAGUGGAGGUAGUUUGGAGGGAGUUGAGACAUCAGAUGGCAUACAAGCAGCUGUAGAGGAUUCAAAUGUCACUAGAAGCAGAGGCUGCUUUCUUGGUGGAGCUGGUGUUUAUUUUGAAAGUAUUUCAAAUGAUGACAUUAAGUUUAGUAUUAGACUGAGAUAUGAGACAAACCGUGUCAAUUGGUUGAUUGAUUUAGUUGCUGCACCAUUGGAGCUAGCCGGACCACGUCACGUUCCAUAUCAAUACUUGGAUGAAGGUUUCAUGCAGUUGCAAAAGAUAAUAAGUGAAGCCAUCAUUCAUUACAGGACUGGUCAACCAGUGGCAGUCAAUGUUGAAUCACGACAAAUUCCUUCACCAGUGUAUGGUCGGGAUUUUUUUGUUUUUUCACUGGAUUUUCUUCUUCCUCUUCUUGUUUCAAUAUCAUUUGUUUACUCAGUCGGAGUUUUUGUAAAGGAGUUGGUUUUGGAGAAGGAAUCUCGUACAAAAGAAAUGAUGAAGAUAAUGGGCUUAUCCAACUGGAUUCUGACUGCAACUUGGUUCAUUAAAGAAUUCAUAUUUUUAUUUUUCACUGCAGUAAUAUAUGCUAUCAUGCUUAAGUAUGGCAUUAUACUACCAAACUCUAAUCUGCUACUUCUCAUCAUUUUCUUUUUUCUUUUUGUCACUUCAACAAUUGCCUUUUGCUUCUUCUUGAGUUCACUGUUUUCCUCUGCUACCCUUGGCCUGUUGGCUGGUAUACUAACCUGGUCCACACUUUCAAUCAUUCACUUCUUCAUCAGCCAAUCAUAUGAUGACAUACACUUCUCCAUUAAGUUGCUUCUCUCAUUGCUUUCUUCAAAUUUAUGCACUGGGUUCGGUAUUCAGGUCUUAUCAAAGCUAGAACAAAGCGGCCUUGGUCUUAACUAUCAGUACUUCUUCACUCCAGUCUCUUUCACCGACACUACCUUCAGCAUGGCAUGGACGUUCCUCAUACUGUUCCUCAAUACCAUAACAUACAUGAUCUUGUACUGGUAUAUUGAAGCAGUGUUUCCUGGUCAGUAUGGCAUCGCCAAAAAACCAUAUUUCUUUUUGCAGCCGUCAUAUUGGAGACGAACAAAUAAAAAGCAUAAAUUGGCCCCGAGCUGCAAGGAGGAGGAGGUGGAGUUAGAAGAAAGAAACGAACAAGAUUCAAAUCAUGAGCCUGAUCCAGCUGGCCUUUCCGUUGGAAUAUCAAUCAAUAACCUUGGGAAAGUGUUCAACUCCAAGAAGUCGGAUUCAGAGGUGGUUGCAGUAAAUAAGAUGUCAUUGAAGAUGUAUGAAGGACAGAUCACAGCACUGCUGGGGCACAAUGGAGCAGGGAAGACCACGACGAUUAAUAUACUGUCAGGAUUCUACCCUCCCACCUCAGGGAAUGCUUUUAUAAAUGGACUAAGUGUCUUGGAUGAUAUUGAACUGAUUCGGACUAACCUUGGGCUCUGUCCACAACAUAAUGUGCUGUUUGAUAGACUAACUGUCAGAGAACACCUCAGGUUUUUUAUUAAGCUGAAGGGUGUUAGUGGUAAUACUACUGAUGCAAUUGAUGACCUGCUAGAUGAUUUAGAAUUAAUUGAUAAAUCUGAUGUUCAGUCUCAGAACCUUUCCGGCGGAAUGAAGAGAAAAUUGAGUGUUGCAAUUUCUCUAAUUGGUGGUUCUAAGUUUGUCAUAUUGGAUGAGCCGACUAGCGGUAUGGACCCCUAUGCAAGGAGGAUCACUUGGGAUCUGCUUAUCAAACAUAAGGAGGGACGGACUAUUCUACUUACGACACAAUUCAUGGAUGAGGCGGACAUACUGGGGGAUAGGAUAGCCAUUAUGAAGUCAGGGAGAGUUAAAACAAGUGGAUCAUCUCUUUUCUUAAAGAAACGUUAUGGGUGUGGCUACCAUUUAACUAUAGAGAAGGCUAGCAUUAGUACUGAUUCUGAAGAGAUCAUUGCAGUAGUACAGGAUAUGGUCGGGGGAUCAAGGUUUUUAUACGACAUUGGAACUGAAGUUGUACUGUUGCUGCCUGAUGAGAAAUCCAUCCUAUUCUCAUCACUUAUUAAUACACUUGAAAAUAGGAAGAGAAGUCUUGGUAUUAGUAGUUAUGGUGUUUCUGUUACAACGAUGGAGGAAGUAUUCAUUCAAGUUGGUAAAGAUGAAGACGAAGAGAUUCAAAAAAAAAUUCAGAGAAAGAGAACAGAAUAUUUUGAAAAGCAGACAAGUGAUGUUUCUGAAAUUAUUGAAACAAUAGAUUCUGAACAAUCUGCAGCUGCUGAUGAAAAGUCACCCGUACCCACUAAAAAUUUUAAAGAUUUUAAUGCUGGCAACACUCUAAUUUUCCAGCAGUUUUACGCCAUGCUUGUAAAGCACUUCUAUUACUUCACUCGGUUCUGGAUGGGUAUCAUUCUCGCUGUUGUCUUGCCAAUAUUUUUUGUCCUCCUCACUUUGCUCAUUAUAAAAUUUGACACCACAGACUCAACUGGAGUCACAGAACUAACAUUGACGUUUCCUGAUCUUGCUGAAGAGAGCAGCAACAUCACGUUAUUUUGGGCUAAAUUUGGAAAUAACUUUCCUAUUCAAUUUGGCGCUGAUAAUGCAACUGCUAUUCAAGCAACAGAUUUCUUGGACUUCACAAGUGACAUAGAGUCCAUCAGAUCAUCAGUGGCUAAUAUCAGCAGUGCCAGUGAUUGCUGCAGUUAUAAAUAUCAGAUCUUAGACAAGUACUGUGCAACCAGGACACCUGAGGAGCUAAGUGAAUGCACCAACUCUGAUUUUGGAUACUCACUUUGCAUGAACUGCCUAAGUUGUUGCACGGCUAGAGGUUUCAAGAUACCAUCCUGCAGUGACCCCAGUGCCGAGAGUCUCUAUCCUAAUGAUGCUGUGUUCUGUCCUGCCCCUCCUGUUCUCUCGCUAGCUGAUAGAACCAUGACAGAUCCAGCUGGACCUCUUGAUGACGUUAAUACUUAUACUGCCGAGAAGAUAUUGCAGUACAUAGAGAAAAUUAAUAUUGGUCUGUUUGAGACCUUAUUUCAGGGUGGGUUUGUCCUCCACAACACUCCAGUCUCAGGAUAUGCUGUUUGCGGCUGUAGCAAUACAAGUCAAACCUGUUCCUACCUCACUCCAGCUCUCCUCUCUUCACUUAAUGACGUCCCAACAAGCGUCACUUUUAACUCAAUUGAUUCAUUUGUGAAUGAUUUCUGUUCAGCUUUUACCGACAGUGAUCCAGACUGUCACCUCUUGACGUCACCUUCUGAUUGGAAUCAGGAUUAUUCCGGGACGUUAGCAGCUUGUAUUGAUCAAGCAUCGUGUGAUUUGUCUCAGUAUCAGUGUCAAUGUGUUGAUUCACAGUGUCAGUUUGGUCGUACAUCACCAGUUGUCAGUUCUGUUCCUACGGCUACCGUUUGGUAUAACCACAAGGCCUAUCAUACUGCUCCUGUAGUACUAAACUCAUUUUAUAAUCUUUACCUUAAAAGUUUCAAUUCAAAUUUAAGCAUCACAGUCACUAACCAUCCCUUCACUUCAUCUCUCACCACUGAGUUAAGUUCUUUAAGUCGAGUCUCUUUUGAAACCCAUGGUAUUACGAUUGCCGUCACAAUUGGACUUGGAUUUAGUUUCCUCUAUGCUAGUUUAACAAUACUACUGACUAAGGAAAGAGAAGAAAGAGUAAGAGAUUAUACAACACUUCAGUGUAGCCUCUCGCUAGCUGCCUUUACU